Gadus macrocephalus (Pacific cod) is the source of this 1361-nucleotide messenger RNA. Its product is annotated as gamma-glutamyl hydrolase-like. The coding region runs from base 89 to 1090 and encodes 333 amino acids. NCBI's taxonomy places the organism in Eukaryota, Metazoa, Chordata, Actinopteri, Gadiformes, Gadidae. The transcript is spliced from 9 exons. Gene Ontology annotation, cellular component: vacuole. Gene Ontology annotation, molecular function: gamma-glutamyl-peptidase activity. Gene Ontology annotation, biological process: tetrahydrofolylpolyglutamate metabolic process. The record is from RefSeq and is a predicted model, not a curated record.
AAUCACAUGAUCUUGUUGCCGGAAAUCGACCGGUGGUUGCACAUCGCGGCAACAACGGGUCGCCUACAUGGAGUAAGAUAGCCUACUGAUGGACGUUGUGAAGGGUCUGCGCGGCACAAUUGCUCGCGUAGUCGCUAAACCAAACAUGUCUGUGUUGUUUUUAUGCGUUACGGUCGACAUCGUCGUGUUGCUUUUCUGCGUAACGGUCGGAUCCGUAUCUGGACUUUCCUUCAAGAGAAACGACGCUCCAGUGAUAGGUAUAUUGUCGCAGGAGUCCUAUUCACCCCCGCCAAACGUCACGUCUUAUAUCGCCGCCUCCUACGUUAAGUAUCUGGAGUCAGCAGGAGCCAGAGUUGUCCCUGUGAGGAUCAACCAGACAUUGGAGCAGUAUAAAAGUCUCUUCAACUCCCUGAAUGGCAUACUUUUCCCAGGCGGUGGGGCCCAUCUUAUUACAUCAGGUUAUGCAAGGGCUGCAAAGAUCUUCUAUCAGCUGACGAUCGAGGCCAAUUCCAGAGGAGACUACUUCCCCGUGUGGGGCACCUGUCUGGGCUUGGAGGAGCUCACCUUCCUGACCAGCGGGAAGCUUCUCCUCUCUUCCACCAACACCAACGGCGUGGCUUUACCCCUCGUCUUCACUAACGAAUCCAGGGUAAGCAAGCUGUUCAGCGGCUUCCCACCAGACCUUCUGACAGCUCUGGCCUCUGAAGCGCUCACAGAGAACUCUCACAGACUGAGCCUCGCAACUGAGACCUUCAGAAAUAACCCGGAGCUCAGCAAGUUUUACAGAGUUCUCUCAACCAACAGCGACGAAAAAACUGAAUUUGUGUCGACUAUGGAAGCGUACGACUACCCCAUCUACGCAACCCAGUGGCACCCUGAGAAGAACGCCUUCGAGUGGACCCGGGACUACAUCCCCCACUCACCAAACGCCAUCAAAACCACCUUCUUCAUGGCCGACUUCUUCGUCAACGAAGCAAAGAAGAAUUUCCACAAGUUCAGCAGCGAGGAGGAGGAGCGCGAUGCCCUGAUAUACAACUACACCCCCCUGUACACUAAUGGCUCUGCCUUUGAGCAGGUUUACUUCUUCUAGGAACUACAUAUCAGGGUAUUGGGCGUCUGGGCGUCCCACACACAGAGCAGAAAGGGGGUUGGUUCAGUCCCUCAUUUCCCCUGGCCCGACCCUCGGGUGUCCUAAAGCAGGACGGCUCUGACCCCUACCUGCUCCUUAUUGAAAUGUGAACAUCUCCACUCACUUUCGAUGAAAGAGUCUGCUAAAUGAGUUGUCUGAAAUAUACCCCAACCGGACAGACCCAAAUGUGCCAUCAGAUGGGAUCGAAAUAAAAGCAAUUUCUUUUAAUAUA